AUGUCCUUCAAAGAUUUGGAAGGCCAGUUAGCACGUUGGUCGGAAAGACUUCAACAAUACGACUUUCAGGUCAUUUAUCGGAAUGGAAUUCUUCACGGGAAUGCAGAUGCUUUAUCCAGACGACCCUGUAAAAUUCUGUUGCUCGGAUUGUUCUUGGCUGAGGACAAUGGUGAAACCUGGCGACAGGAACAGUUAGAGGAUCCUAGUAUUGCAAUUAUUCUCCAAGGAAAGGAGACUGGGAUCCGUCCUUCUUGGCAGGAGAUUGCAUCCAGAGAUGCUUCUGCUAAGAUUUACUGGUCCUAUUGGGAUUCUUUAGAGCUUAGGAAUGGUGUACUUUACAAAAGGUGGGAGGCACCAAAUCUGAGAGAUUCCAUUGCUCAAUUAGUUGUUCCUAAGGGACGGAUUCAACAGAUUUUGGAACAGGCACAUGAUUCUCCGUCAGGAGGACAUUUUGGGAUCAGUAAAACCUUAGAAAAAAUUCGAAAAAGGUUCUAUUGGGCGUCCUGUAAACAAGACGUUGAAACCAAAUUUGUGACUAAGAAUCAAAGGGAUUGGGAUCGUUGGAUUCCAAUGUAUUUAUUAGCGUAUAGAUCUUCAAAACGUGAAACUACCGGCGUAACACCGGCAGAAUUGUAUUUCGCUCAGGAUCUUAGACUUCCUAUAGAUUUGCUUCGAGGAAAUCCUCCUGUACCGAAAGAACAGUCAAUGGAUAGCUAUUUAGGCAAGAUUAAAAGGAAAUUAGAGGGAAUUCAUGAUCAGAAAACCAGGCGAAUUCAUUUUGAGAUAGAGCAAAAGGUUUGGUUAUACAAUCCUCGAAGAGUUAAAGGUAAAGCUCCAAAAUUGCAAAGCAGCUGGGAAGGACCAUACUAUGUUGUAAAGAAACUCAGUGAUGUCGUGUAUUGUAUUCGCAAGUCAAAUAAGUGUAAAAAUAAAAUUGUACAUACGGAUAGGUUAGCACCUUAUUGUGAUAGACAAGAAGAAAGGGAGUAA
Messenger RNA from Trachymyrmex cornetzi, 990 nucleotides. RefSeq lists its product as uncharacterized. The transcript has 4 exons. The record is from RefSeq and is a predicted model, not a curated record. Lineage: Eukaryota; Metazoa; Arthropoda; Insecta; Hymenoptera; Formicidae. The coding region runs from base 1 to 990 and encodes 329 amino acids.